Molecule: messenger RNA, 1278 nt
Organism: Andrographis paniculata
Lineage: Eukaryota; Viridiplantae; Streptophyta; Magnoliopsida; Lamiales; Acanthaceae
Product: protein trichome birefringence-like 33
Exons: 6
Coding region: 1-1278 (425 amino acids)
Cellular component (GO): Golgi apparatus
Molecular function (GO): O-acetyltransferase activity
Source: RefSeq, a predicted model, not a curated record
AUGACGAUGAAGGCAACUACUACUACUGUCUCUCCACCUCCUCCUUUAUCUUCAUCUUCUUCUUCUUCUUCGCUGGUGCUAUCCCCUCUCUUCUUACUAUCGUUCAUCCUUUCCAUGGCGGUGCUUUACUGCACCACCGGCUUCACCUACUUCUCUAGCAUCUAUUAUUUCAAUGCCUUCUCUGAUCAUCAUGUCCCCAAAGUGGAAAGAAAGGUGGCCUUUGCAAUGGGAGAAGCAGAUGAAGGGUGCGUGGACUUGUUCGAGGGGAAGUGGGUGAGGGACGAUGGGGGGCCGCCGUACGAGGAAGGGAGCUGCCCCUACCUUGACCAACAGACCACCUGUCUCCGCCAUGGCCGUCCCGACAAGGAAUACCGUUACUGGAGAUGGUCCAGCUCCACCUGCUCCAUUCCCAGUUUUAACUCGACGUUAAUGCUGGAAGCCCUUCGAGGAAAAAGAAUGAUGUUCGUGGGGGAUUCUCUAAAUCGUGGCCAGUUCAUAUCCAUGAUUUGUCUUCUUCAACGAGCCAUCCCUCCACAUGCUCAUUCCAUCGAGGUCUUUCAUUCACUCACAGUUUUUACAGCCAAGGAGUACAAUGCGAGGGUCGAGUUCUACUGGGCGCCAUUCCUGUUUGAGUCGAACGCGGACGAUCCAAUUCACCACCAUGUGGUCGAUAGAAUAAUUCGAAACGGUUCUAUGGAGAAGCAUGGAGGUCACUGGAAAGGAGCUCAUAUACUUGUAUUCAAUACGUACAUUUGGUGGGUUUCUGGAUUGAAACUAUUAGUGAGAGGAUCUUUGAACGACAAAGUAAAAAAUGUGGUGCCCCUCGAAAGGGAUGAAGGCUAUCGCAUGGCUAUCAAAGAAUUGGUUGAGUGGAUAGACAGGAACAUUGAUGCCAAGACCAAAAGGGUGUUUUUCAUAUCCAUGUCACCUACUCAUCAAUGGAGCUAUAAAUGGGGAGGUGAUCCAGAGGGAAACUGCUACAAGCAGACAAGGAUGAUAGAAAACUCGACAUACUUCGCAGCGGAGAAGAGCUUGAUGGACAUAACGGUAGAAGAGAUAAGCAGGUCACGUGCAGUUCCCGUGACGUUGCUUAAUAUUACACAUUUGUCCAGCGUUAGAAAGGAUGCGCACGUGUCGAUAUACAAGAAGCAAUCCCGGCCGUUGAUUGCGGACGAGCUGGCCAAGCCGGAGACCUAUGCGGAUUGCAUACAUUGGUGCUUGCCUGGCCUUCCCGACAUUUGGAAUCAACUCUUGUUUGCCAAGCUUUUCUAUCCUUAA